Molecule: messenger RNA, 4078 nt
Organism: Cuculus canorus (common cuckoo)
Lineage: Eukaryota; Metazoa; Chordata; Aves; Cuculiformes; Cuculidae
Gene: CDK7
Product: cyclin dependent kinase 7
Exons: 12
Coding region: 176-1198 (340 amino acids)
Biological process (GO): protein phosphorylation; positive regulation of transcription by RNA polymerase II
Cellular component (GO): transcription factor TFIIK complex; cytoplasm; transcription factor TFIIH holo complex
Molecular function (GO): cyclin-dependent protein serine/threonine kinase activity; RNA polymerase II CTD heptapeptide repeat kinase activity; ATP binding
Source: RefSeq, a predicted model, not a curated record
GCCCGGCGACGCUGUCCGUUGCCAGGGGAGGGGCCGGAAGCGGCGUGGGGUCGGGCCCGGCGCGCGCUGUUAAAUCCCCGCCGCCGACGUCGCGGCUGCUCCGUUGGUGACUCCUGCUCUCCUUCUCCUCGUUCCUCUUCUCCUCCCUCUCCUUCCCCCCGUCCCGGUGGCGGCGAUGGACGCGCGGGCCCGCGCCAAGCGCUACGAGAAGAUCGACUUCUUGGGGGAGGGGCAGUUUGCCACCGUCUAUAAGGCGAAGGACAAGAACGACAACCGGAUCGUGGCCAUCAAAAAGAUUAAACUGGGACAUAGAUCAGAAGCUAAAGACGGAAUCAACAGAACAGCCCUCAGGGAGAUAAAAUUGUUACAGGAACUAAGCCAUGCAAAUAUUAUUGGUCUUCUAGAUGCAUUUGGACACAAGUCCAAUAUUAGUUUGGUGUUUGAUUUUAUGGAGACAGAUCUUGAGGUUAUUAUAAAGGAUACUAGUAUUGUGCUGACACAAUCUCACAUCAAGGCAUAUAUGCUGAUGACACUUCAAGGAUUAGAGUAUUUACAUCAACACUGGAUUCUACACAGGGACCUUAAACCAAAUAAUUUGUUGUUAGAUGAAAAUGGAGUUUUAAAAUUGGCUGACUUUGGCUUAGCAAAAUCUUUUGGAAGCCCAAAUAGAGUUUAUACACAUCAGGUAGUAACAAGGUGGUACCGAGCCCCAGAACUAUUGUUUGGUGCUAGAAUGUAUGGUGUUGGUGUUGAUAUGUGGGCUGUUGGUUGUAUUUUGGCUGAAUUGCUCCUCAGGGUUCCUUUUUUGCCUGGAGACUCGGAUCUUGACCAGCUGACGAGGAUAUUUGAAACACUGGGCACUCCAUCAGAAGAACAGUGGCCUGGGAUGACAAGUCUUCCAGAUUAUGUCACAUUUAAGUCUUUCCCUGGAAUGCCACUUCAACAUAUCUUCAGUGCAGCUGGUGAUGAUUUGCUGAGUCUUCUGCAAGGCUUAUUCACAUUUAAUCCUUGUACUAGGUUUACAGCUACUCAGGCAUUGAAAGAGAAGUAUUUCAGUAACAGACCAGGACCCACUCCAGGAAAUCAGCUGCCAAGACCCAACUGUCCUGCAGAAGCUCUAAAGGAGCAACAAAAUGCACUUUUCAAUUUAAAAAGGAAAAGAACAGACGGAGUAGAUCAAGCCUCAAGAUUGCAAUAAGAGGUGGAGGGAAAUGCGGCUGGGAAAACUAUACCAGCCCUCCUGUCAACCUGUGGCUGUGGAACAGUUCAUGGUACAGAUACUGGGCUCGGCUCUGUUGCCUGAUUUUCACAUUGCUGUCUUGCAAAGUGGCUGCUGGGUAACCAAACUUCUGCAAUGAAGAGAAGCAAGCCAGUAAAUACUGUUGGUGCAGCUUAACUACAUUCCCACCCCUGUUGUGCAGUGGAUCUCGGGGAUACCUGGUGAGCCACUGUUAUUUUCCCACCUGUGAACUGCUUUCAGCAUUCUCUUUUCUGAUGUAUGUGGCAAGUGUAUUACUAGAAGACAUGGAAGCUUGCAGAGGAAGAGUAACCAUUGUCUUGCUCCUGUGUUACUUCAAUUUAUUCCUACCUUGAGCUGUGUAAGGGAGAAUAGUUACUAGUUUCUCAAUACCCUACUGCAGUGGUGGUUGAAGAUUUCCUAGUGAAAUUUAAUUGACAGCGUAGGGAAAAUGUCAAGUAACGUUAGUUACAGCAGUGUUUACUGUCUUUAUAAUCAAACAUAAUCAUUCUGAACACAGGCUGGGAUAUUAAGAGAACUGCAGUGCUGCAGUAUACAUACAAAAAUGUUAAUCUGAAUGGGGAAGAGAACGUUAGAAGUGCUGUAAACUUUUGCAUUGAAUUUAGCUAGGGCAGCAUUCUGACUGGACUUCAAAGCUUGGGAACCUUCAGCCCCUAAAACAGAUACUGGAUUUUUCAGUGUGUCCUGCCUACCAGGUAUAACAAAUAGAGGUUGCACGGCAGGGACAAUUUAAGUAUUCUGCCAGCUUUGCUUUUGAGAGUAACACCAUGCCCUUGUCACAUGCUGCAUGUGCCUGGAUGAUACCCUCCCCUGAAGUGAACCUUUUCCAGCAGAACAAGUAGCAAUCCCCUAAGUGUCUGCUGGCAAAAGUUGUAGGGUAGGUGCUUUAUUAGAUGGGCAGUCACUGUUUGGUUGUACAGAGCACAAUUAGCUGGAUGGUUAGUUUGUAAUAUUUUUGUAUGAAAUAUGUUAUUUAACAUUUCCUUACUGAAACUGAGGUUUUAUUAACCCUACUUCUUUUAUUCUGAAUAAGUUAGCUGUGCUCUGUAAGACUAGGAUUGAAGAGAGGAUAUUUUGUGACAGAAGUUACUUUCUUGUAUGCCUCCAGUCAUGUUUACCACAGCAGACGCGCGAAGAAGUAAUGCUUCAAAAAUUCAGGAGCUGUUCUCUUUCAGCCUCCACACUGGAAUUCAUUUGGUACCCUGUGCACUGCAUGCAUGGUCAGACCCUGUUCCAUACUGUGAGGGUGUAACUAAGUCUUGUUUUUAGCUGACUUCAUUAAUGAUGGCAACUGUGUCAGGGACUAAAAUUGCCUUGCAGUGGUGGUGGUGUGGGUAGAUAAGGUGUGUGUAUACUACAGAAAGAUUAGAAAAAGAAUCAGCACAAUAUUUUAAUCUCAGGCUUUUGCAUAGUUUGAUUUAACUUUUGUGACUUAAAAAUUCCUUCCAGAGCUCUGACUUGAAACCUUUGACUAUAAUUUAAUAUGUAGUCAUAUGCAAUUAGCAAUUUAAAUACUGGUUAAUUUGUAACUUGCUUACCUUGUACGCUUUAUAUCAUGCUAAUCACACUUCAGCUUUGACAAUCUGUCUUUCAUCGCACCAACUCGUUGAAUAUAUAGCUGCUGCAAUCUACUUGGCUUCUGUUCAGAACCACAACAAUAAAGGAUGUUUUGUUUUGACCCUGCAAUGUGCAUGCUUAUACAAAGGUUUAAGUUGUACACUUGUGCAAACUGGAACAACAUCUAAAUGCCUUCUUUCUUGGUUUGAGAAUUUCUGCCCUUACCGCCCCUUUAUCAUGAGUAACUGCUGUUUCUUCCUGAAAAGUCAGUCUUCCUCAUUGCAAACUUGAUGGCUCUUACCUUGAGACUUAAAGGACUUUGAGUAACUUCUAUGGAUUGUUCUGAAUAUUGUUUAUAUAAUUUAAUUAAAACUUUAGGGUUUUCUUUCUACUUUGCCACAAUAAAUGUAGCAAAACACAUUGUAUGAGCACACAUAUAUAAAGAAGGGGUAAACAAAACUGAUUUAAUUUCCUCACAGAUACCAGGAUUACUUGUGGUGGCAUGGAGAUCAAGGACUGCUAGCUAGCAUGUACCCAUCUUCUCUCUCUGGUUCUUGAUUGGUGCUAGCACUGCGAGAUCCCUGCAGCUUUUCUGUUUUGACAAAGAAGGCUCAGAGCCAGGUUGAGUUGCAAAAUGCAGUUGUUGAUUUGCGUUUGUGGUAUGCUUUUACCCAUGGUGUGCUCAUGAUGCUGGCAGCACUCCAGGCAGCAUACCAGUUCUCUGCUUUCACCUGUGCUCAUUCUUGGCUUUUGUGACUGUUCUUGUUCUCUUGGCUUGCUGCGUGUACAGCAUUUGCCGAACUCCUACUCUUCCUCCUUGCAUUUUAUAUUCAACUGUCAGUUUUGUCUCCGGUGUAAAGUGUUCUCUCCACAUGGCGGUAAUAAAAUCAAAGGAUAAAACAGGGAUAGGUCUGGAGUUGGCUUGUCAAACUGAGAUGGAGAAAAUUCUUGGAGACUUAACAGAGUGCUUUGAACGCUUUUGGCAGGGUCUGUUUUGGCUUACACCUUCCUGAUGCCCAGUAGUGUGAGAAUCUGGGAAAAAGACAUGCAUAGCUAUGGUCUCUUUGGUUCCUAAGCGCAGCACUGCUAGGGCAAUCCUGUGUUGAUCUUAUCUUCCUGAUGACCUGCUGGGAAUUACAUUUUUUUUUUCUUCCUAUAGUCCACCACCACUACAGGAAGGCUCCAGAAGCAGCUCUGUUCUUUACUGGCUUGAGAGUUCUGCUUGGCUAAACUUUGUUCAUCUUAUAAUUCCAGUUUCUUAUU